This is a messenger RNA of Penicilliopsis zonata CBS 506.65, 1296 nucleotides long. RefSeq lists its product as hypothetical. The transcript has 3 exons. The record is from RefSeq and is a predicted model, not a curated record. NCBI's taxonomy places the organism in Eukaryota, Fungi, Ascomycota, Eurotiomycetes, Eurotiales, Aspergillaceae. Gene Ontology annotation, cellular component: mitochondrion. Gene Ontology annotation, molecular function: acyl-CoA dehydrogenase activity; flavin adenine dinucleotide binding. Bases 1 to 1296 code for a protein of 431 amino acids.
AUGGCGUCUCUCACACGCGUGUUGCGGCCCUUGGCUCGCCCUGCUCUCCGACUGACCUACCGACCGCUUCACUGCUCACAUGCCUUCUCUACGACUCUUCGCCGGCGGGAGACGGAUCUAAGCGGGUUGACGCCAACGCCGAUCACGUACCUGUCCGAAACAGAAUCCCUGAUGGCGGAGACGGUGGCCAAGUUCGCGACGGAGCAGAUCGGGCCGAAGGUGCGGGAGAUGGACGAGGCAGAGACGAUGGACCCGGACGUGGUGUCGCAGCUGUUUGAGCAGGGGUUGAUGGGGAUCGAGAUUCCCGAGGAGUACGGGGGCGCGGGAAUGAACUUCACGUCGGCGAUCGUGGCGAUCGAGGAGCUGGCGCGCGUGGACCCGAGCGUCAGCGUGCUGGUGGACGUGCACAACACGUUGGUCAACACGGCGAUUUUGACGCACGGUGACGCCCGCUCCCAGCGCACCUGGCUGCCCAAGCUGGCGACGGGCACCGUGGGCUCCUUCUGUCUGUCGGAACCGGUGUCUGGCUCCGACGCCUUCGCCCUGCAGACCAAAGCCGAGAAAACGGCCGACGGCUCGGGCUAUAGGCUCAACGGGUCUAAGAUGUGGAUCACUAACUCCAUGGAGGCGGGCAUCUUCAUCGUCUUCGCCAACCUUGACCCUAGCAAGGGAUACAAGGGCAUCUCUGCCUUUGUCGUCGAGAAGGACACCCCGGGCUUCUCCAUCGCUAAGAAGGAGAAGAAGCUCGGCAUCCGUGCUAGCAGCACCUGCGUCAUCAACCUCGAUGAUGUCCUCGUCCCCGCCGCCAACUUGCUCGGCCAAGAGGGCCAGGGAUACAAGUAUGCCAUUAGCAUUUUGAACGAGGGCCGCAUCGGCAUCGCUGCUCAGAUGACAGGCUUAGCCCUCGGUGCCUGGGAGAAUGCAGCUCGUUACGUCUGGAACGACCGUCGCCAGUUCGGUCAGCUCAUCGGUACGUUCCAGGGAAUGCAGCACCAGCUGGCGCAGGCCUACACGGAGAUCGCGGCGGCGCGCGCCCUCGUCUACAACGCCGCCCGUAAGAAGGAGGCCGGUCAGGAUUUUGUCCAGGAUGCCGCCAUGGCCAAACUGUACGCCUCCCAGGUUGCCGGGCGGGUUGCGGGUUCCGCCGUCGAGUGGAUGGGUGGCAUGGGCUUCGUCCGCGAGGGCAUCGCCGAGAAAAUGUUCCGCGACAGCAAGAUCGGCGCCAUCUACGAGGGGACGAGUAACAUCCAGCUGCAGACGAUUGCAAAGCUCUUACAGAAGACCUACACGAAUUAG